UCUUAGUGAACUGUCACUCUUAUUUGUCUUGUUUCUCGGUCUAGGUGCACAACAUUGAGCGGGAAAACGAACAGGGUCCGGCAGCCGAGAGAGGAUGAAAGAUAAAGGUGGCAAAGGGGAGCCGACGGUAGACGAGAGGUAUACACAGUGGAAGUCACUCGUCCCGGUUCUUUACGACUGGCUAGCUAAUCACAAUCUCGUCUGGCCUUCUCUAUCAUGCAGAUGGGGUCCUCAGUUAGAACAAGCUACUUACAAGAACCGCCAACGUCUUUACCUCUCGGAACAGACUGAUGGUAGUGUUCCAAAUACACUUGUCAUAGCAAACUGUGAAGUUGUUAAACCUAGGGUUGCUGCUGCGGAGCAUAUCUCACAGUUCAAUGAAGAGGCCCGCUCUCCCUUUGUGAAAAAGUUCAAGACAAUUAUUCACCCUGGAGAGGUGAAUCGAAUCAGGGAGCUUCCUCAGAAUAGCAAGAUUGUGGCAACACACACUGACAGUCCAGAUGUUCUAAUUUGGGAUGUUGAGAGUCAGCCUAAUCGGCAUGCUGUUCUUGGAGCCCAAGACUCACGUCCAGAUCUGGUACUUUCUGGCCACAAAGAAAACGCAGAAUUUGCUCUUGCAAUGUGCCCGAGUGAUCCUUUUGUUCUUUCUGGAGGAAAGGACAAAUUGGUGGUUUUAUGGAGUAUCCAAGACCAUAUAUCUACAUUGGCAUCAGAGGCAUCAUCUUCUAAGUCUCUAGGAUCUGCUGGUGCUAGCUCCAAAAGCAACUCAAAGGCUGCUGAGAGAUCUGUCGAUGGCCCUAAUCUUGGUCCUCGGGGUACAUACCAAGGGCAUGAUGAUACUGUGGAAGAUGUGCAGUUUUGCCCAUCAAGUGGGCAGGAAUUCUGUAGCGUUGGUGAUGAUUCCUGUCUGAUAUUAUGGGAUGCAAGGUCUGGUUCUAGUCCUGCUAUAAAGGUUGAGAAAGCUCACGAUGCUGACCUUCAUUGUGUUGAUUGGAAUCCACACAAUGUUAAUUUUAUUCUGACAGGAUCGGCUGAUAAUACCAUACGCAUGUUUGACCGUCGAAAUCUCAAGUCUGGAGGGGUUGGAUCACCUGUUCAUGUAUUUGAGGGUCAUGAUGCUGCUGUUCUCUGUGUACAGUGGUCUCCUGACAAGUCAUCUGUUUUUGGCAGUUCAGCAGAAGACGGUAUUCUGAACUUGUGGGAUAUUGAAAAGAUUGGUAAGAAGCAGGAAACCAGUGGAUCAAGAUCUUCAAGUUAUCCACAAGGCUUGUUCUUCAAACAUGCAGGGCACAGAGACAAAGUUGUUGAUUUUCAUUGGAACUCCUGCGACCCUUGGACAAUCGUCAGUGUGUCAGAUGAUGGAGAAAGUACAGGUGGUGGUGGUACUCUCCAGAUAUGGAGGAUGAUCGACUUGAUCUACAGACCAGAAGAGGAGGUCCUGUCGGAGUUGGAGAAGUUCAAGUCUCAUAUCCUAUCCUGCAACUCUUAAUUGUCAAGUUGAAGUAGUUAAAAUGAAGUUGUAGUGUUUUUCUUGUGAACCCCAGACUGCUAUUUAAUAUUUUCUUCUAUCAGAUUUGUGCCAAACUCCUUGCUGAGUUGGAACUUGGAUAUGUUGAAGUUACAUGCAUUCACCUUUUUAUUGUAUAACUAUUUAAAGAUGGAAUUGCAGAUUCUAGUGAAUGCCUAUCUAUUAUUCUA
Molecule: messenger RNA, 1698 nt
Organism: Impatiens glandulifera
Lineage: Eukaryota; Viridiplantae; Streptophyta; Magnoliopsida; Ericales; Balsaminaceae
Product: WD-40 repeat-containing protein MSI4-like
Exons: 15
Coding region: 95-1489 (464 amino acids)
Biological process (GO): regulation of gene expression
Cellular component (GO): nucleus
Molecular function (GO): histone binding
Source: RefSeq, a predicted model, not a curated record